AUGCAUUUCAGCCUGCUCGUUCUGACGUUCUGUCUCUUCGUUGCACAUCAUGGACGCUGUUACGCGUUCCUUCCAGGCUUACACCCACACACUUUCAGAGAAAAUGACUCUCUACCAAUCGGCAUUGUUCCAUUAUCUGAUUCGGUGCCGGGAGCACCAGAUUUCCACGAUUUGCCGUUUUGCCAGGACACAACUCUCUGGAGAGUUCAACCCCAGUACCUGGCAGACGUCUUACUAAACACACAGCUGCUUCCCACUCCGUAUGAUAUCAAAAUCCUUACGAACGUGACUUGCCGUUUCUUGUGUCUUGUUCCGAAUUUCGCCAAUCAAGGCAUUGCACCAAAGAGAAUUGGCGAAUGCGAAACCGAGCCUCAUCCUCAGAAGGCCUCGGGUGACGUCAUGUUCACCUACUCGGUUUACUGGAUAAGGUCAACAAACCCGUGGCCCUCCAGAUGGGACCACUUAUUUGUGAAGAAGGGGUUGGGGAUCAGCUUCUCGGAAGCACUCGUCUGGAUAGUUUUCGCUUGUGCGCCAGUGGUCAUUUUGUACGUUUUGUGCAAGAUUCUACUCCGCCAACUUGAGUCUAGCCACCGAACCAAGGCUUAUCUGUGGGAGCCAUUGAAGGAGCACACGCAUCAAGUGGGGCAUGACAGAAUUGACCUGCUUUCCUCCCUGGUUGGAUCAGGCGUCCAACUACUUGCUGCUGCAUUCGUGACAGCGUUAGCAGCUGUUUAUGGUCUGAGGGAUCCAGCUGCUCGGGUAUCAAUGAUGCAGCUGUCCUUCUACUCGUUUGUUGGACUGGGUGCAGUUAACGGUUACAUAUCUACGAAGAUCCUGGGCUCCUUCAAGUAUUCCGACAUCAUGGGGUCUGUGCUGUUAUCGUCAAUACUCCCUUCGACAAUUGUUCAAGGACUUCUGCUUCUGCUGAACUGGACACUUUCUGUUGGAGGAUACUCACAUGCUAUUCCUCUGGCCACCUCACUCUCAAUAUAUCUCUGGGCGCUUUCGAUCUGCUCCAUGACCGUCUAUGUGGGUUCUUUGUUUGGAAGCUUUACAUCUCGAACAGACACCCAGCCGCUUCUCUCCUAUAGUGGCAUGCAUCAUGAGCUGGAUUCGUGGGAGUUGCCCAAGAUUGGAUUUAGGUACGGAGGAGGUCUGUUGCUGUCCAGUGCUGUGGGAGCUACUUUGUUCUACCACUCAACAUUGCUUCCUCACCAGUUAUCGUAUCCAUCUCUUCUGCUUGCAUUUGGUGGCUUCAUCGUCAUCUCUGGGUGUAUAUCUAUCGUUUCAACCUACUACCAGCAUCUGUGUGGGAAUGCGAAGUGGUGGUGGGAAAGCUUUUUUGUCCCAUCAUUCUCAUCACUUUUCUUUGUUGGUGCUGGUUGUGCACUUGCCACACUUCUUUUCUGGAGUGGGCAAGGGCAUGCGGCCUUGAUUCUGGCAGCUUACUCAGUAUUGGGUGCAAGCGUUGUGGCUCUAGCUGCUGGGGCUGUAGGAUUCCUCGCAAGUUGGCUUUUGGCAUCCAUGGUGGCCUGCCAUCGUGUGAAGUUGGAUGGCAGAUGCAACCUGUAG
Molecule: messenger RNA, 1572 nt
Organism: Closterium sp. Yama58-4
Lineage: Eukaryota; Viridiplantae; Streptophyta; Zygnematophyceae; Desmidiales; Closteriaceae
Source: the annotation of a GenBank genome assembly